UUGGAGCUGCACUACGAGGAAAACACUCUGCCUACAGGUUUUGUAAUUAGAAUCCCCAUGCCAUUUUUACUAUUUAAACUUUAGAUAUAUGUUAACAUUUGAGACACUUCAGAAAUUAGGUAGAUUUAGAGAAGCUAGUGAACUGACUGAAGAGUACUGAGAAGCAGUUACCACCGGGGCAACUAUGAGGACAGUAAUAAGCAAAACGUAUCACAUUAGUACCUUUAUGUGGUAUACAUUCUUAACUUCAAUACUUCUCUCUAAGGACCCUAAAGAACUGCCCCAAGGACUUUUUGUAUAUGGUGGACCAUGGAAAUAUCUGACUUUCCUAAAUUUGGUUUUACAGAUGGUGUUCUUUGGCUUGGCAGCCCUGAGUGAUUUUCAGCUUCCAUAUAUGAAAGGCGAAGCAAAAAAACUUCACCUCUGGAAAGACCUCCUAUUCUCUGUGCUGGCAUUCCCUGUGGGCUCAUUUGUGGUCAUGGUUUUUUGGGGAAUGUUUAUGUAUGAUCGGCAACUGGUGUACCCUGAUAACCUCGACAAUUUUUUUCCUCCCUGGAUUAACCAUGCUAUGCACACAGCUGUUCUGCCUCUGCUAGCAGUUGAAAUUGUUCUCCAUCGUCAUGCUUAUCCGAAGAAACAGAAUGGACUAGCUACUCUUGGAAUUAUUGGGGUGGGCUACCUGACCUGGGUCAUUUGGAUAUACCUCACUGUUGGGGUUUGGGUGUACCCAGUCCUUGGCAAGUUCACCCCAGCUGGCCUUGCCUUCUUCUUCCUUUUCAACAUGAGCGUUGUGGAAGGUCUGUAUCUAUUUGGAGAAGCACUAAACUGCUUCAUCUGGGGCCAACCCCAUUACAAGGUGAAAAGGACAUGAAUGCUUCCUCCACCCUUUCUGAGAGAGCCCCGUGAAGUCACUGGUGCAGACUGAGAGGCCUGUGUACUGCCAAGGGAGCCAUGAUCAUUCCAAAAGACCUGGUGCAUUGUACCACAAACACUUCAUGUGUCUUUCAUCAGUUCUCAUUGGUUCUAUUAAAUACAAAGAUCAAGCUGCAACACUGGAACAUUGCUUAUAAAGCUGGUUAUUUACAGAAAUGAUCAAACACAUUGGUACUAAUAAGAUUUGUUAUUUUUCUCCGCAUUUCCAGGCUCUGUGUUUUCUGUGGUCCAAACACUGUACUGUACUAUAUAUUGGAAUUAGUUUCAUUUUUGUUUUUUGAGAAUCCUACCCUAUAUAAAUGAGAAAUGAACCCCCUUUACAUACCAGGCAUACUGUCCCACAUUCCUCCUUGUAUAAAUGAAAAGAUGCAAGUCAUCCGAAUUGGAAUACUAUUUGUAAAACUGGAUUAGCUAAUCAACAUAUGAUAUAGAGUGAAACACCAAAGAUGACUGUAAUUAGUAUGUCCUUUGAGAUUAUAUUAAGUGUAAUAGGGUUUCCAAAUCUCUUCUUUUCGAAAAGUAAUUUCUCAUAUUAAAUGUAUCAGUGGGAGAAAGACUUUUGAUACUCAUCUUGCAUAAAAGUAAAAGCAAAAAUAAAUAAAAACUUAUAUUUGUUUUCCUCUCACCUCUAUUUCUUCAUAUGUGUAACUAUGUAUUUAUAUAUUUGUGAUUGAAAGUGUGUUACAGUACAGUAUGUGUGUACUCAGAGAGGAUAAACUACAAAAACUGAGGAAUCAACCACCAUAUAAUAUUAAAAUACCUAAGUCUGUAAUAUUAAAAUACCUAAGUCUGUCGUAUGAGUCUAGUGUACCUCAUGCAUGCAGUGUAAUCAGAUAAGUUAUAUUCCAUAAUGUUCAGGAGAAAAAAAACACUUUGGCGCCACCUGUUGAUACAGAAUAAGUUGCUUCUAACUGCUCACAUUGUGAAUUGAUCUCUAAAAUGUAGCUUAAAUAACACAGCAGGGCCCUAACAUGUGACCACUUUCAGCAUGGCUCCACUAGCACUCUAUUAAUUGUGAACUGUCUUAAUUACAGUACACAACAAUGUAAGUCUACAUUUGUUAAGCACAAUGUGAAAUAAAAUAUCCAGUCUAUAGUUGUCAGAUGCUGUCUGUGACAUUGGAUAUCACUAAAUGUGUGCAUUAUAUACAUUAAAUGUGACUGGGACUAAAAUGAGUUUGUGAUUACAAGAGACAAUUGAAACACCAGGUUAUGCAGAUAGAUACUGGAUCAAUAGUCUUCUAUGUGAUCAGAAAGUUUCAAAGAUUCAUGUCUCCUGCAGGUCUGGAUCGAUGAUAUUUUAAUGUGCCAGUAAUGUGAGAGUACUGAACAUCUUAGCAACUCAUUCACAGCUUAUCUAUCCUUUCAUGUCAUGAAAGUAACAGUCAAAGGAGAAUUGCAAAAAAGGUAUUGUAUUAAUGGAUGUGCUACAGCAACUAUUUAAG
Messenger RNA from Lepisosteus oculatus (spotted gar), 2377 nucleotides. Its product is annotated as androgen-dependent TFPI-regulating protein. The record is from RefSeq and is a predicted model, not a curated record. Gene Ontology annotation, cellular component: membrane; endomembrane system. NCBI's taxonomy places the organism in Eukaryota, Metazoa, Chordata, Actinopteri, Semionotiformes, Lepisosteidae.